Messenger RNA from Monodelphis domestica (gray short-tailed opossum), 2137 nucleotides. It is a transcript of the gene GPATCH3, whose product is annotated as G-patch domain containing 3. The record is from RefSeq and is a predicted model, not a curated record. Gene Ontology annotation, molecular function: nucleic acid binding. NCBI's taxonomy places the organism in Eukaryota, Metazoa, Chordata, Mammalia, Didelphimorphia, Didelphidae. Gene Ontology annotation, biological process: negative regulation of type I interferon production; negative regulation of RIG-I signaling pathway; positive regulation of DNA-templated transcription.
AGCUUGAACAGGUAUGUCAUGUGACCAUCCAACAUGGCAGCGCCCAGUGCGGCUGAAGUGGCUGACGAGAUCGUAUCUCCCGUAUAUCUGGUGGUAAGCGGGAUCCCUUCGGGACUACGCUCGGCCCAACUGAGGAACUACUUCAGCCAGUUCCGGGAGCAGCGCGGCAGCGGCGACUCCGGCUUCCUCUGCUUCCACUAUCGGCACCGGCCCGAGCGGGCCCUGGCCCCGGAACCAGCCGCGACCCCGAUCCCAGUCCCCCAAUCCCCGAGCGGAGCGGCUGUGCCCUCCAAUCCGCCAUCUGUGGCUCCAGCUCGGUCUCCAUCUCCUACACCGGCCUCUCCUGCCACCUGCUGCUGCGUGAUCUCUGUGCGAGGGCCAGCCCAGGCCCAGCGGCUCCUCCGCAUGUACUCGGGCCGCCAGUGGCUCGAUUCACAGGGGAACUGGCUGCCUGGGCGCUGCCGUAUCCGCAGGCUCCGGCUCCCGGUUCAGGAGGCAGGUGUAGAUCCCUUUCCCUUCAAGACCCGGAAGGAGCUGCAUAGGAAGAAGGCCUUGAGUGAAGCAUUCACCCUAACUGACCUUAGGCAGUUGCCAGAACUGAAUCCUCCAGCCCUGAUGCCCAAUGGGAAUGUGGGUACCCCAAUGCAUAUCUUCUUAGAGUUGAUCCGAACCUGUCGGCUCCCCCCUCGGAUCAUUACCCAGCUGCAGCUACAGUUCCCCAAAACAGGCUCCUCCCGUCGAUAUGGCAAUGUGCCCUUUGAGUAUGAAGACUCAGAGAUUAUCGAGCAGGAAGAACUUGUCUACACAGCCCAGGGGGAAGAGAUCCCAGAAACACCUCGAGGAGCUUUUCCCACAACUAUCCCAACUGGAAUCCAAGAAGAGCUGAAAGAAGACAAAGAGGAAGAGUCUCAUUCAGAUGAUGACAAUGACACGUGUGAGGAGUGGGAGCGGCACGAAGCAUUACAUGAGGACGUAACAGGCCAGGAGCGCACAUCGGAGCGACUCUUUGAGGAGGAGAUAGAGCUCAAAUGGGAGAAGGGUGGCUCUGGGCUCGUGUUUUACACAGAUGCUCAGUAUUGGCAGGAAGAGGAAGGAGAUUUUGAUGAACAAACAGCAGAUGAUUGGGAUGUGGAUAUGAGCAUAUACUAUGAUCGAGAUUGUGGAGACAAGGAUGCACGUGAUUCAGUCCAGAUGCGCUUGGAAAGGAGACUCCGUGAUGGUCUGGAGGAUGUCUCUGUGGUCAGCCACCACGUUGGCACCUUUGAACGUCACACAAAGGGUAUUGGAAGGAAGGUGAUGGAGCGACAAGGCUGGGCUGAGGGGCAGGGCCUGGGCAGUAGUUGCUCAGGAGUAGCUGAGGCCCUGGACAAUGAUGGGCAGAACCCCAGGUGUAAACGUGGAUUAGGAUACCAUGGAGAGAAACUGCAGUCUUUUGGACAGCCAAAAAGACCACGUGGGACCAGCCUGGGACUCAUCUCCACCAUCUAUGAUGAACCCCUUGUUCAGGACCAGGGUGACCUCCUGCUUCGACGCCAGCCACCUACUAGUCUGAAAUUCCGGGCAGAUAUGGCCUUUGUGAGAGGCACAGACACAGACAGCUUUUCCUGCCAGAACUCACCAGAGCCUGAGUGAUAAAGAUAGGAACUCCUUGUAUGGGUUUGGGGGAUCAUAAGAUUUCCCUAACCUUUUGUUCUAGGAGCCAAAGUGGGUGGCUGGCUUUAGGACUCAGACUUUCCUAGAGAAGAAAAUUGCCUAGAGACCUGGGGCCACUCAGUUCUCUCACUUCUCUUUCUUCCCAUAUUCUACCUCAGGACCAGCAAUGUAUGUCAUUUGGGCCUGGUGGGCUCUAUUUAUUGAUUUCAAACUUAUUUAUCUCAAGACCAUAUUAUUUUGGCCUUGGCUCUUCCCUAGAACGUUGGUGUCAGUUUUUGCCUUGUCCCUAACAUGGCCCUCUGAAGCACAGCCUCAUUGGCCAAGAGCAGGCCAUCUUCUCCCUUGAGAUUUCCUGCACAGCAACACCUGUGCUGGCCAGCUAACAGGGGAGAGGAUCUAGAAGAGCAGCCCAAGCCCAGUCCACUUGCUCCCUUCUGUGAAGGGCAGACAGACCCAUAACAGAAUAAAGUUUUUGUUUAUAUAA